ACUCUUAUUUGCUAAGGAAGUAAACAUAAACAAAACAUUUUCUCUGAUCGACGAGAAAGAUGGGACAAAUGCAAUCGAAAGAGAAAUUAAUGUUUAACCAUGUGAGGUCCGGCAACGUAGAAGGGAUUCGAGCUCUUUGUCUAGAGGGUGCAAACCUCGAGUGGAUGGAUAAAGAAGGAAACACGCCUUUGAUCUUGGCUUGCAAGAAGUCUAAGCUAUAUGAUGUUGCACAAACCUUGAUCGAGCUGGGCGCCAAUGUUAAUGCCCAUCCUCCUGCUCCCCGUGACGCGACUCCUCUGUACCAUGCUGCAAGAAGAGGUCUCGAGAAGACUGUUAAAUUACUUCUUUCAAAUGGUGUAAAUUAUGAUUGUCAGACACCACUUCAACAAGCUAGAUACUAUAAGUACACCAAGGUCGUACGUGCCAUUGAGAAUCACAUAUGCGUGUUCUCUGGUUGGAUGCGUGAAUUUUACGGUCCUUCUCUUCUUGGUGUAUUUGCUCCUCAGCUUCUUUCAAGAAGAGUAUGGGUUGUCAUCAUACCAACUAGCUCAAUUUACCCUAAGCCUUACAAAUUUGAGCUGGUUGUGUAUGCUAGUUUGAAGGAUGCACAGCCACGGGUGGUGAUGGCUUUGAGGAAUCCACACUUAAAAGAACCAGAGGAGAUGCACCCUAAUACUUCAGUGACGAUUGUUGAUAAUGAUAACAAAAAAAAAAGUCUGAAACUCGCACCUUCGAUAGAAGAGGGCAGGCAACAGCUGAAGUGGUUUUGUGAUGCAUGCAAAGGAAUCCCACAGCCAGUGCGUCCCCCGGUCGUUGUCCAGACAGUACUACCAUCUGCUCCUCCAUUGGCAGAUUAUGAUACAGAAGCGGUAGAGGAAGGUCCAAUGCAUUACCCAUUAAGCGGUUCAACUACUCCGUCGGCUUCAGUUGGUGGUGGAAAUACAGAAGACGGAGGGAGCUCUGGACAGUGCUUGAUAUGUAUGGAUGCUCCAUCUGAUGGGAUUUGUGUCCCGUGUGGACAUGUCGCAGGUUGCAUGUCUUGCUUGACCCAGAUCAAAUCCCAUGCAUCGGAAUGUCCGAUCUGUCGGGCCAACAUCCAUCAGGUUAUGAAGGUGUACCGUGUCUGAACUACAACAUGUAUGGGACAGAUCUCUCCUUCAUUUGAAAAUGUUUUUUUUUUAAUUUAUUGCUCACCCAAAA
Molecule: messenger RNA, 1200 nt
Organism: Brassica oleracea var. oleracea
Lineage: Eukaryota; Viridiplantae; Streptophyta; Magnoliopsida; Brassicales; Brassicaceae
Product: putative E3 ubiquitin-protein ligase XBAT35
Exons: 9
Coding region: 60-1127 (355 amino acids)
Molecular function (GO): protein binding
Source: RefSeq, a predicted model, not a curated record